AUGGAGGGGCCGGCGCUCCGGGGCCCCGCGCGCGGCCUGGCGGGGCUCGCGGCUCAGCAGCACUGCAGCAUUCAAGAAAAAAUAGACUUAGAAAUUCGAAUGCGAGAAGGAAUAUGGAAACUCCUUUCUCUGAGCACUCAAAAGGACCAAGUGUUACUUGCAGUUAAGAACCUUAUGGUGUGCAAUUCCCGAAUAAUGGCUUACACUUCGGAGCUGCGGAAAUUAGAAGAGAGGAUUGCCAAUCAAACUGGAAGAUGUGAUGUAAAUUUUGAAAAUAAACAACGAACACCAUGCAAAGGAAAAGUGGCCAUAUCAGACAUCCGAAUACCACUAAUGUGGAAAGACUCUGAUCACUUCAGCUAUAAAGAAGGAUCACCACGCUAUGCCAUUUUCUGUUUAUUCAAAAUGGGAGCUAAAGUUUUUGAUACUGACAUGAUUAUAGUGGAUAAAACAAUCACAGAUAUAUGUUUUGAAAACAUAACCAUAUUUGACGAAGCAAGACCAGACUUUCAGAUAAAGGUAGAAGUAUAUAGUUGCUGUGCAGAAGAAUCUUCUAUAACCAAUACACCAAGAAAGCUAGCCAAGAAACUUAAGACAUCUAUAAGCAAAGCUACAGGAAAGAAAAUACAUUCUGUGUUUCAAGAGGAGAACCAUGAAACAAGUUUGUUCCUCAGUUCUACUGUUCCUGGUGCAAAGUAUAAUUUGCUAGCUCACACUACCUUAACUUUGGAAAGUGCUGAAGAUAGCUUCAAGACCCAUAAUCUCUCUAUUAGCGGAAAUGAGGAAUCUUCCUAUUGGCUUCCCUUAUAUGGCAACAUGUGCUGCCGAUUAGUUGCCCAGCCAGCUUGUAUGGCUGAGGAUGCAUUUGCAGGAUUUCUUAACCAGCGGCAAAUAGUUGAUGAUCUAACUAGUUGGAGGAGGCUGUAUUGUGUUUUGAGAGAGGGCAAACUCUUUUGUUAUUAUGGUCCAGAAGAAAUUGAAGCCAAAGUGGAGUCAACUUUGGUAGUCCCCAUUCAUAAGGAAACCAGAAUUCGAGCAAUGGAUAAAGAUGCCAAGAAAAGACUCCAUAGCUUCUCUGUCAUCAACCCUGUUGCUGGACAAUCUGUAACUCAUAUAUUUUCAGUUGAUAGUAAAGAAGAUCUUGAGAAGUGGAUGGAAGCCUUCUGGCAGCAUUUCUUUGAUCUUAGCCAAUGGAAGCAUUGUUGUGAAGAACUUAUGAAAAUUGAGAUUAUGUCACCACGGAAACCACCUUUGUUCUUGACAAAAGAGGCAACCUCAGUCUACCAUGAUAUGAGCAUUGAUUCACCAGUGAAACUUGAAAGUUUAACUGACAUAAUUCAAAAGAAAAUUGAAGAGACAAAUGGACAGUUCCUUAUUGAUCAAAGUGAAGAACCCUCCCCACCUCCUUGGGCUACAAUCUUUGAUGGUAAUCAUGAAAUGGUCAUCCACAAAAAGGUAUUGUCCCCUGAAAGUGAGCCAGCACAAGAUGGGAAAAGGAAAAAGAGACGAGCUCCUCUUCCUCCCUCUGAUAAGCCUCCAUUCAGCUUCAAAACACAGAGCAACACAGAUCCAUCCGUGAAGGACAACUGGGGAAAAACAAGUGUGUCUCCAGCCUCGCCUUUGGACACCAGACUUUCUAACCUUAUGCACCACUUACAGAAACCAGUCGCUUCUCCUCGAAAACUUCCUCCUGCCAGGAAAAGUAGUUUAACUGAUGGUGAGCACAGAGACACUAAAAACAAUUUUGAAACUAAGCCAGUACCAGCUCCAAGGCAGAAAUCCAUCAAAGACAUUUUGGACCCUCGAUCAUGGUUGCAAGCACAAGUAUAGAAAACCUUUACUGUAUAAAACACUUAACAAAAAUCUAUAACUGGAAGGCUUAAUUCAGAGGCAUUAUAAAUGUAAAGUUACAUAAUUGUACAGGUAAAUAUGAUAGCAAUUUACAUACAUAAUUAAUAAGCUACUAGGUACAGAAAACUAUCUUAUAAUGAAGGAAUACGUUUCUAUUUUAUUUCUGAUUUUCAGAAUAUAAGUGGUUUUUCCCCAUAGAGUAUAAGAGGCGGUUUCUAGACAAUAUCCUAAUUGUUGGAAGGGUUAAUUUAUGCCAAAAUUAGUACCAGGCAGUGAAUAAGCACUAGGCAGAAGAAAGCAUUAACAUUUCUUUUGGGGAGAGACUGUCUAGUAAUUUAAAAUGUGUUAAAUAUGAGCCAUAUUCUCAUUGUGAGAAUUUUAAUACUAAUGGAAUGUUUCAAAGGUUUUAUUCAAACCACAAAUUAUAGAAUCCACCCAAGAAAAUGUUCUUGUUAGCAUUCUGGAAUUCUCAUCUAAUGCUUCACUGGCUCACAUCUAUUGUUUAACUCUCUCGUUUAUA
Molecule: messenger RNA, 2371 nt
Organism: Dipodomys spectabilis (banner-tailed kangaroo rat)
Lineage: Eukaryota; Metazoa; Chordata; Mammalia; Rodentia; Heteromyidae
Gene: Rtkn2
Product: rhotekin 2
Exons: 12
Coding region: 1-1830 (609 amino acids)
Biological process (GO): positive regulation of cell population proliferation; signal transduction; hemopoiesis
Source: RefSeq, a predicted model, not a curated record